GUAGUCUCCUUGGCCUCCGAGAUCACCAGUCAACUUCCUUGAUACCUUACUUCCGUAGAAGAAUAAAUAAAGAAAAGUCCAUUACCUGCUCUUGCAUAAUUAUCAGAAGUGGUUAUCUAGGGUUCUUGUCUCAAACCAAGGUUAAUGUACCCUCCUUUAACAUUGAUCAAUGGAGUCACUUUCUAACAUAGGUAGCACGUACCCCUUUUGCAUACCGCCAUGAAGAGCAUUUUCCUUCUUGAAACGGCUUUGGUUUUGGCUUUAUCAACACCAGCCGUAGCGGAUUGGCAACUCAAGUCUCGCUCAGACCUCGCUCCGCCAAGACUGAAUAUCACGAUUCCAGCAACUGAAGAUGUUGAAAGGGGGUAUUUGUUUGUUGCCCCUUUUGCAGGCUUCCCGGACACGCCUACAGAACAGCACGGUCCUCGACAAGCUGGCCCGUACAUAUUCCGCGACGACGGCGAUCUAGUAUGGUCGGGCUAUGGCAUAUAUAGUAUCUGGUCGACCAACUUUCAACCAGCGCGCUGGAGAGGUAAAGACAUUCUGUUCAGCUUCGAAGGUGAUCACAAUCCGGGAUAUGGACACGGCCACGGCCAUAUUACCAUCAUGGAUAACCACUAUGAAACAAUUCGAGAACUUCGGGCCGGCAAUCACAAACUCGUGGAUAAGCAUGAGUUUCAUAUUGUCAAUGAGGAAACAGGGCUUAUCCAGAUAUACCAGCCUGUUGCACGCGAUCUCACAGCUUGGGGCGAGAGUCACGAACAGCAAUGGAUUGUCAACUCUAUCGUUCAGGAGCUCGAUAUCGCUACCGGUAAACUAUUAUUUGAGUGGGCAAGUCUAGACUACGUCUCCCCAGAUGAGGCAAUAUUGCCAAUUAAUUCAGGCCAAGCUGGUUCAGGAUUUAAUAGUUCGGAUGCAUGGGAUUACUUUCACAUCAACAGUGUGGAUAAAGACUCGGAAGGCAACUAUCUCAUAUCCGCGCGAGAUGCAUGCAGCAUCCACAAGAUCAACGGCACCGACGGGAGCAUCAUCUGGAAGUUGAACGGCAAGGAUAGCUCUUUCAGAGUGGCAAAAGAUGCCGAAUUUUGCUUUCAACAUCACGCCCGAUGGAUGAGCCAAUACGAUGGCGUUGAGGUCAUUAGCCUCUACGACAACAGCGCACAUGGGACUGAGCACAGUGGAGGUUCUGAAGUCCACACUGCUCCAACAAGUAGCGGAAAGAUUAUUAAGGUGAACACUACGUCGUGGGAGGCUGAAUUAGUCCAGGUUUUCUUCCCACCUGACGGCCUCCUAUCCAAGUCCCAAGGUUCUACCCAAAUACUUCCGAACGGGAAUGCUCUUGUAAACUGGGGCUCUUCGGGUGCUAUGACCGAGUACUUACCGAAUGGCACAGCCAUCUUCCAUUCCUACAUGGAUUCUGGUUAUCUCGGCCUCGGCGUUGAGAACUAUCGUGCUUUCAGGUACAACUGGACCGGUCUUCCCACCGAGGAACCGGCUAUCGUGGCCUUGAGAGGCGAAAAGGACAUCACGGCCUACGUCAGUUGGAAUGGCGACACCGAGACUAAGUCGUGGAGGUUCUAUGCCGUCCUUGACGACUACGGGUCUAGACAGUUCAUCGGCGAAGCAGAAAAAAAGAGUUUCGAGACAUCGCUUCGAAUUCACGACACAAGUGUUAAGGCAAUUUCCGCCGAGGCUAUAGACUCCAACGGCAGGUCGCUGCGAGAUGCUGGAGUAGCUUUUGUGGAGCGAGAAAUCAAGCCAUUGGGAGCACCGGCUAAGGGUCCCGUCUCUAUGGUCGCAUCCGAGAAACCCGUUUCGAAGGAAAGGAGCCGAUGGGAAAAGGAAGAGUACCCGAUCUUGAAGUACGGCCGACUUCGUGUCGAAGAACUCUAAGCUAAACCGUGUGGGGUUGCCGUUGCUGCUCGACUGAAGCCAUCGAUGCCGCUAAACUCUGGACUAGGUACCUGG
Messenger RNA from Daldinia caldariorum, 1968 nucleotides. RefSeq names its product ASST-domain-containing protein. The record is from RefSeq and is a predicted model, not a curated record. The transcript is spliced from 3 exons. NCBI's taxonomy places the organism in Eukaryota, Fungi, Ascomycota, Sordariomycetes, Xylariales, Hypoxylaceae. Bases 220 to 1893 code for a protein of 557 amino acids.